CCUCCCUGCCGGCAGCGGGCCGCGGCGCAGCCUGCAAACCCCGGCGGCGUGUGGGGAUGGCGGCGACGGCGGUGACGGUUGGCAGGCUGCUGCGGCUCCGCGCGGCCGGGGCCGAGGGACACUGGCGUCGGCUGCGUGGCGCGGGGCUGCCGCGGGGCUUCCUGCAGCCCGCCUCGGCCGACGGGGAUGCGGCCCAGAGGCGGCAGGUGGCUCACUUCACUUUCCAGCCUGACCCGGAGCCACUGGAGUACGGGCAAACUCAGAAAAUGAAUCUCUUCCAGGCAGUAACAAGUGCCUUAGAUAACUCACUGGCCAAAGACCCUACUGCAGUAAUAUUUGGUGAAGAUGUUGCCUUUGGUGGAGUCUUUAGAUGUACUGUUGGCUUGCGAGACAAGUAUGGUAAAGAUAGAGUUUUUAAUACCCCAUUGUGUGAACAAGGAAUUGUUGGAUUUGGAAUUGGAAUUGCAGUCACUGGUGCUACCGCCAUUGCGGAAAUUCAGUUUGCAGAUUAUAUUUUCCCUGCUUUUGAUCAGAUUGUUAAUGAAGCCGCCAAGUAUCGCUAUCGCUCUGGGGAUCUUUUUAAUUGUGGAAGCCUCACCAUCCGGUCCCCUUGGGGCUGUGUCGGCCAUGGGGCUCUCUACCAUUCCCAGAGUCCUGAAGCUUUUUUUGCCCACUGCCCAGGAAUCAAGGUGGUUAUACCCAGAAGCCCUUUCCAGGCCAAGGGACUUCUUUUGUCAUGCAUAGAGGAUAAAAAUCCUUGUAUAUUUUUUGAACCUAAAAUACUUUACAGGGCAGCAGUGGAACAGGUUCCCAUAGAACCAUACAACAUCCCGCUGUCCCAGGCUGAAGUCAUCCAGGAAGGGAGUGAUGUCACUCUAGUUGCCUGGGGCACUCAGGUUCAUGUGGUCCGAGAGGUGGCUUCCAUGGCUCAUGAGAAGCUUGGAGUGUCUUGUGAGGUCAUUGAUCUGAGGACUAUAAUACCUUGGGAUGUGGAUACAGUUUGCAAGUCUGUGAUCAAAACAGGGCGGCUGCUAGUUAGUCACGAGGCUCCCUUGACGGGCGGCUUUGCCUCUGAGAUCAGCUCGACAGUUCAGGAAGAAUGUUUCCUGAACCUGGAGGCUCCUAUAUCGAGGGUAUGUGGGUACGACACGCCGUUCCCUCACAUUUUUGAGCAGUUCUACAUCCCAGACAAAUGGAAGUGCUAUGACGCCCUUCGAAAAAUGAUCAACUAUUGACCCCAGUAUAUAACAUAUAAUGGAAGCCAGAUGUUGACCCAGAUAUAAGGAGCUUCAUCCAUCCCAUCAUCCAGAGUGUGAAAAGCUGCAUUCGCCUGAAUCAAUACAUUUGUGGCCUGACCUGGAAAAGCAUAGGAAGAUAGUGCAUCAGAGUUACUUCCAUCAAGGUGAAGGGGAUUUGUGGCAUAGCUUGGAACACAAAGGGGGACUAUAUCACUUUUCCAUUCUAUAUCCUUCUCUGUCCUUUGACUUUUAAAGUAUGUCCCAUGGCUCCCCAACUCAAAUACAGCGUAAUAUUUAGAACCACAAAAUAUUUAAAGUGUUUGGUGAAAAUGUAUGCACCGUAGGAACUUUUUAAGAGUGUCAGAUACUAAUGCUGUGAUGGAAUUUAAUAUCUCAAAACCACGGGCUUCAAAGAAAUUAGACUUGAUCUAAGCCUCCGGAUCAGAAAUAAAAUAAAAAUGGAAAAUAUGACUUAUACUGGAACUCUACAAGCAACUUUUGGCUUUUUCUGUGAGAACACUACAGCUUCCCUGUUGGUAAACUUGGGAAUAAUGGAGAAAGUCUUGUGAGCUGGGAGCUUCUAGGCUGAAUGUUUAACUGCAGCUGGGAGAUAGCUGUUCCAAAGAGAGUUGAAGACAACACCAGGUUAACAAGCAGACAAGACUGUUAAAUGUGGCUUUUAAAAAGCCGGGCCCUUUGCAAAAAGGGAGGUGGAUACACAUCCCAUCCCUUGUUAAGUUUUCAAAGAAGAGAUAAAUGAGUAUUAUUAUUUUUGUAAAAUUUUAUUGAAGUAUAGUUGCUUUACAAUGUUAUGUUCAUUUCUGUCCAGCAAAGUGAAUAAAUGAGUAUGCUUUAGGAUUAAUAAUAAUGCUUUGAAGCUUCCUUUUCAGAAACAAAAAUUAAAGGGAAAAACACCUUGAACUAUUAUUUUAACUGCUUAGUGAUGUAUCUAUAUAUACAUUAUAUAUAGAUAUAUAAUGUAUAUAUAUCACAUCAUAUAUAUAUAUAUAUAUAUAUAUAGUUUUAAACUGAACUUUGUGGUGGUUUUAAACAUUUAUUCAGGGCCAACUAUAAGAUGAACAUGGAAUAGGUCUCAACUUCUGAGACAGUAGGAUUUUCAGAGGUUUAGAAAUUCAAACUCAUAUAAAAUAAAAUAUUAUUUUAAAUGCUCUUAACCGCUAAGGAAAAUAAAACCAUACCCAAACCUUCCUUUUCUCAUCUAGUAAUAUUAUGGGUGGGUAUGUUAAAGUCAUUUAAAUAAGUUAAAAGGAAGCUCACAUCCAAAGGUUAUUUCCACAGGCUACUCUGGAAAAUACCAGUGCUUGGCAUGAGUGGUUCUAGACUGUUCUGCCAGAGCGUUCAGUAGAGUAGUGACAGUCAACCUCCAGUUUGGAUUGUCCUAGUGUAAAAGUAGAAUAUAUUCUCGGGAAAAGCAGGCAUGCUAUCAGGUGUUCAUUCAACACAUAUUCAUGAAUCCCCAUAUGGGUUUAGGGAAAGAAAGUUUAACUACGCUGUAGGUUUCCCCCAAAGGGAAAGAGAGUAUUAAUCAAAUACUUAUAAGGUGAAAGCACUAUAAAUAAUGCUAUUAAAAUUCUUUGGGAUCUUAAGUAAGGGUAGAAAACCCCCUCUAAUCUGUUAAUGGUUUCACAGAGGAGGUGACAUUUAAAAGAGUCUUUCAGGAUACCUAGGAUUAUCACCAAAUACAGAAAGAGACAGGUGAAGUAGAGGCAUGGGCGUAUAGCACGUCUUAAAUACAGACUGUAUGUAAGAACAUGAAAUUAUAACAGGGUAGCAUUUUGAAAAAUUAGAUUGUUACAUUCAAAAUAGGAUUUUGCCAACAGGCAAUAGUUUGAGAGAAUAAGGACUUUAAAAAUUAUUUUAGUUCUUAUUUAACAUUAAAGAUUGAGCCUGAUGGCUACCGUAGCUGCUUUUCUGAUUGUAUAGAAUAGGUAACUUUAAUCAUUGUUUCAGCUUAGCCAUGAGAAUGGAGUUUGGAAAAUGAAAGAUGUGGCCUGGAGUAAAGUAAAAGGUAUCUUAAUUUUGGGGAUUACUGGGAGGCACUGUGAGAGUCGGAGGACUGAGAACAAAGAUAAAGUUUGGAAGAUACUAGGGUCCCUCCACCAUGCUCCCCAGUACACACUCAAGACUGAGCUGGUGGGGAGAGAAUGCUUUUGAAAUACUGGAGAAGAUAUGGAACUCCAAGAACCAGGGAGCUUUGGUUCUGUUCCAGAAGGAAAGAACUUGUAGGCUGCCUCCAAGUCAGUUGAGGGACAUUUCCAUAUUACAAAUAAACAUGGUAGCAGAGUGUGAUUAAGCAGAAGGGGACUGUAUUAUUCCUUAUAGAACAUUCUUGAUUCCUGUGUAAUGUGGAUGGAGGAAGCUGUUGUGGUGGGAAUGAGGAACUCUACAGCAAAUGCACUGGGUUGUGCCAUCUGGUAAGGGACCAAGUGACUAAUGUAGUCAGACCUCAGUGUAUGGUCAGGGUCCAAAGAGUGGUCAGAGCUAAGAGGAGCCUGAGUUGUCCAAGAAACUUUAUAAAGUCAGCAGAGACCAGGCCGACAGAUCAUUGGCAAGGACACUCUAGGGAUCUAAGGACCACCUUUCCCAGCUCCUGAAAAGCACUGAGAAAGACACCAACAUCCAGUGCCAACCCCUUUUUCCCUUGCCAUUAGUGAGGUUGAAAAAGCCGGCUAAUCACUUUCGAUUCGUCGCUUACCGACUGGGGCGAAUAUUUGACCAAGUAUUGAUCAAUGAGCUAUAAGUGGAAUUUGCUGGGGGUGGCUUUUGUAUGAUGAUUUUUUUAUCUGGAUAAGAUAGGGAUAUGGCUGGGAGCAUGCUCCUGAAGCUUCCUUUCUUUGUCCACGAAGCUAGAAAUCUAAGGAAAAUGCCACUAUGCUAAGUGUGUGGAGUGAAAACCAGAAAGAGCUUCUCAUCCAUGUUAGCACAGAACAGAUAAACUAACAACAGCACUUACUUAUCUUUGGGUUUUUUGUCAUGGAAAAACAAACUCCUAUUUAUUUAGGCCACAGUUAAUCAUCUGAUCUAUAAUUUUCAGGCUUUUCAUCAAAAGUUUAUCAAAAAUUUUACUGUCUGAUAAUCAUGUAAGUUUAUUGAGAGUCUAUCUAAUGAACGGUGAGCAAGGUCCUACCCUAGUCUCAUAUAUAUAGAUGUCUAGAAGACAGAUGUCUCUGCUGGAGUCAUCUAAGCCAAGACUCGGUUAUCUAAGAGUGAUUGAAGCAAGCUGAAGAUUUCAACUUUUUUUCUCUCCAAAAUAAAUCAUAUUUUCCACUAUACAAAUUGUAAUAUGGGUAAAUUGCUAGCCCUAAUCACAAAAUGUUUAGAAAUUAUGAGAUUCAGUGAGCUGGAAAAAUAUUUUUUUUAGUGUCAGGAGUUGAACUGGAGGAGAAUGAGAUAGGAAGGUCAAGUGGCAGCCAGAUUGUGAAGAAACUUGUAUGCUGCAAUCUAAACACGGAUUUUGAAAAGAAUAUAUAUAUAAAACUGAAUAACUUUGCUGUACACCUGAAACUGACACAUUGUAAAUAACUGUAUUUCCAUAAAAAUUUUAGAAAAAUAAUUUAAAAUUUAAAAAAUGGACUCUGACUUGUAGGUCAUUGGGAAUCAUGGAAAAGUUUAAAAUAGGAGAUUAAUACCAAAUUAGUAUUUUAGGAGGAUUGUUUUGGUAACUAUGUAGAAGGAAGAUUGGAGGGGACAUAGAACAGGGACAAUGAGAAUUAUAAAGAAGAUAAUGUAGUUACAUGUUAACUUCAUACCUGGAAUAUGGUUAUUGAUACUUGUUGAAAGAAUUUAACCUUUAGUUCUGGAUUUGCCUAAAAUUGUCAACAUAUUAAAUAUCAGAUAUAGAUGACAAAAACUCGAGAUUUAAGUCUUUGUUUAAAAUUAUUUUAAUAUAAUCAAAAUAUUUGCUAAUAACACUUCUUUUUCAUGACUAAAUAAAAGCAAACAACUGUUAGAUUUUUAAAUUGCAAUUUAUGUGAACUUGCAUGUAUUAGCUUCAUCUCAGCAGGUGCGCAAGGACUGUUUAAUGACUGACAGGCUGAAUUGAAUUCAACAACUUUUUACUGUAUUCAUUGCAUUUUCAAACAGUUUUUCUAACAUCUUGCCUAUGGAUUUGGCCACUAUAACACCCAGCUUUUCAAGGCAAAUACAGUUUUCCAAUUUUGUGUCCUAAUCUCAUAAACAUAGUUUUCCUUGUCAAAUCACAGGUUUCACUUUUUGUUUCAGAAAUGUUAGUCUGUAUUCUUAUACUUUAAUAAACCUAAGAAAUGUCACAAAUGAUCACA
Molecule: messenger RNA, 5539 nt
Organism: Orcinus orca (killer whale)
Lineage: Eukaryota; Metazoa; Chordata; Mammalia; Artiodactyla; Delphinidae
Gene: BCKDHB
Product: branched chain keto acid dehydrogenase E1 subunit beta
Exons: 11
Coding region: 57-1235 (392 amino acids)
Biological process (GO): response to nutrient; branched-chain amino acid catabolic process
Molecular function (GO): catalytic activity
Source: RefSeq, a predicted model, not a curated record